Vidua macroura (Pin-tailed whydah) is the source of this 743-nucleotide messenger RNA. RefSeq names its product histone H2B 8. The transcript has a single exon. The record is from RefSeq and is a predicted model, not a curated record. NCBI's taxonomy places the organism in Eukaryota, Metazoa, Chordata, Aves, Passeriformes, Viduidae. Gene Ontology annotation, cellular component: nucleosome. Bases 60 to 440 code for a protein of 126 amino acids. Gene Ontology annotation, molecular function: structural constituent of chromatin; protein heterodimerization activity; DNA binding.
AGCUCCGCUUUUGUGUCUACGUCGUUCCUGCGGUAGCCGGGUACAGACAGACCCGUAAAAUGCCGGAACCAGCGAAAUCCGCUCCUGCUCCCAAGAAAGGCUCCAAGAAAGCUGUGACCAAGACGCAAAAGAAGGGCGACAAGAAGCGUAGAAAGACUAGGAAAGAGAGCUACUCCAUCUACGUGUACAAGGUGCUGAAGCAGGUGCACCCCGACACGGGCAUCUCGUCCAAGGCCAUGGGCAUCAUGAACUCCUUCGUCAACGACAUCUUCGAGCGCAUCGCGGGCGAGGCGUCGCGCCUGGCGCACUACAACAAGCGCUCCACCAUCACGUCGCGGGAGAUCCAGACGGCCGUGCGCCUGCUGCUGCCCGGCGAGCUGGCCAAGCACGCCGUGUCCGAGGGCACCAAGGCUGUCACCAAGUACACCAGCUCCAAGUAGGGCGUCUCGGACCGUCACUUAACUAAACGGCUCUUUUAAGAGCCACCCAUAUAUUCAGUAAAAGAGUCGAUCACGGAUUUUUUUCGGUGAGUGGUGCUUAGACCUGGCAAUGCUUUAGUCCCUGGGUUAGAACAUACUGUUGAAAGAUGGGAGAAAAAUGUUUAUCCUGUUAAAGCAUCCGGAAAGGUUUGUGUCAUCUUGUCUGUCCAGUUCUGUCAGUUUGUCCCGCAGGUCUAUAAAAAGCCUGUUAAACACCUAAAGAGUUUUAAAGCUAUUAAAGGUUUCUUUCUUCGUUUUAGAGUA